Molecule: messenger RNA, 651 nt
Organism: Aegilops tauschii subsp. strangulata
Lineage: Eukaryota; Viridiplantae; Streptophyta; Magnoliopsida; Poales; Poaceae
Source: RefSeq, a predicted model, not a curated record
AUGCCCAAGGCACCCCAAGUCCUGAUCCCCAUCUCUCUCGCUCUUCUCUCGGUCUCCACCCUCUCCCCUUCGUCCUCCUGCGCCGCCACACGCAGAGGAGCAGGGCCCUCGCGCCGCGCACCUCGCCCGCCCCUGCUCCCGGCCAUCCUCGCCGCCGACCUCCUGUGCCCCGUCCCUCAAGCUCCUGCCGCCCACGACCAGCGCCCGCCUCCUCUGCUUCACCUGUCCUCUGCUCCGCCUCCAUCGCCGGCGACCAAGACUCCUUCCACGCCGCCUCUCCUCCUACUUCUCCUCGUCGCCACCAACCGUCUCGACCUCACCGCGGGCAGCAGCAGUUGCUGCAGCACCCUCUCGUCGACGCCGCGCUCGGACCUCCACCGCGCCUCGCCUUCGACUUCGGCUUCCGCGUCCCAUGGCCACGAGCGCCAUCAGCAGCAGGUUCAGGCCGUCCCGCCGAGUCCCUUGCCGCCCUCCUGCACCUCGUCUCCGGCCCUGUCCGUCGGAGCCAUGCCUCUUGGUGCCCGCAGCCGCGUCGCCGGUGUUCCUCCUCAACGCUGCCGCCUCGAACCUCCUCCGCGCGCCAAGUCCCGCCACGGCCAUCACCUCCCCGACGCCCUUGCUGUUGCUGCUAGACCACCUCGGGGCCACUAG